Messenger RNA from Pollicipes pollicipes, 2751 nucleotides. RefSeq lists its product as uncharacterized. The transcript is spliced from 6 exons. The record is from RefSeq and is a predicted model, not a curated record. Lineage: Eukaryota; Metazoa; Arthropoda; Thecostraca; Pollicipedomorpha; Pollicipedidae. Bases 1 to 1305 code for a protein of 434 amino acids.
AUGCACCUGUGGGGCCAACCACCAAACUUCAGCUCACGCCGGGACGUGCGCUGGGGUGUGGCGCUAGUGACCAGCCGUGAGAUGGCGGCACCAGAGACAUUACGGGUGGCCGCCAACGUGCUGCGCCUCAAAGGCCGCACGCUGCUGGUGCCAGCGCUGGCCACCACAGUGCUGCUCGUGAUGCUGGUGGUGGACGUGCGUUCGCCGGCGACAGUACGCGACAGGACGUUCGCACACGAGACGGUGACUCGGGCGCCCGGUAACCGGCUGGUCGACCGGGACCUGUUCGCGUCGAACGCGGCGGCGCGUCCGCUGCUGGGCCUGAAACUGAGCGGGUCCACCAUCGGGCCAGGCCAAAGCGGGCCGCCGGCCGCCUCUUCGUCGGGUGCGGCGGAGUCCCCAGCGCCCGGGCCGGCAGCGGAGCCUAGCUCGGCGACGGCCCAGUACCAGCUGCCGGGCUGCGCGUGCCGGCGCUCCUACGACCCGGCGGCGGUGCGCCGGCUCAACGGCACACGCUCCAGCUGCGGCGGCUUCGCCGACCUGCGUGGCCCGGGACAGAACGUCAUCUCGUUCAGCUUUUACGGCAACGCGUCAAGCGUGUUCUUCGGCGGGAUUGAGGCGAACCUGCGCGAGGUGCCGAGCGUCUACCCCGGCUGGGUGGUGCGCGUGUACCACGACAUCGACCUCAGCCAGCCGGGCCAGAGCCAGCUCGUCUGCCGCGUGGCAUGUCGCUACGACAACGUGGACUUCUGCGACGUGCGCAACCUGCCCGGCCUCGGGGAUCUCAGUAAAAAGUUCGGCAUGAUCUGGCGGUUCAUGCCGCUGGCCGACGACACCGUGGAGCGCUUCAUCGUCCGCGACCUCGACUCGCUCAUCGGAUCGCGUGAGCGGGCGGCGGUGGACGAGUGGAUCGCCUCCAACAAGACGUUUCACGCCAUGCGGGACGCGCCUGCGCACGGCACCGAGAUCCUAGGCGGCAUGUGGGGCGGCUGGAACAGGCACAACGACAUCUACCGGCGCGUCCGCCAGCGCAUCAUCAACUCCACCCAGUGGAAGUUCAAGGGUCUGGACCAGCGCGUGCUGACGGUGGUCCUCUGGCCUCAUAUCGUCAAGCAUCGCGACCUCAUCGCGCACGACAGCUACCUCUGCUGGUACUACCCCAUGUCCAAGCCGUUCCCCACGCAGCGCAAGAGCCCGCACGACUUCGUCGGUUCUCCCAGCCUGAUAGACAAGGGGUUUCGCCUGAAGACGCACUGCUCCUAUUUCUGCCGACCACGGGACCACAAGGACUGGGUCUGGUGCUGACGACGGGCUCGAGCCGUGCUGUUCUGGUGCUAAUCUGGUGCUGAUUUGUGCCGAUCUAGUGCUGAUCUGACGCUGAUCUGGUGCUUAUUUGGUGCCGGUUGGUGCUGAUCUGAUCAGUGCUGGUCUCAUGCUCAUCUGAUGCUAAUGUGGUGCUUCGCUGAGCUGGCUUCGCUCCAGUGCUAAUCUGAUGCCGAUAUGGCGCAAUAGGGUGCUUCUUGAUUUACCAUGAGACCGGACCAUGCAGCAUGUAGCAUCGCGGGGAUAGCUCCGAGUUGGGUGGACAUCACCAAAUGAAAUGAAGCCCUGCAACAAUGACGACGUCUUCUAAAAUAAUGUGGAGAGCUUCAGAGGUUUGGCCUCCUUGGCGGCCAUUUUACCCUUGCCCCAUGGCUUGCCCAGUACGCAACACCCAUGGUUAGCACGGCGUUUUUAAAGUCUUUCUUCCAACUCGAUUUGGGAAGAGUCCAACCCUAGUUCCAGAUCAGCCCCAGAUCAGCAAAAUAUUUGCGCCAAAGCAGCGAAAAACCUGCGCCAGAUCAGCAACAGAUCAGCGCCAGAUCAGCAACAGAUCGGCGCCAGGAACCAAUCAAUCAGCUUCUGCUGAUCGGGCGGUGACCAGAUCGGCAGCGAUGUGUCGCGGGCCAGCGAGAGUCCAGCGCCGCCGGCGGGGCAGUGCCAGCGAGAGUCCAGCGCCGCCGGCGGGGCAGCGCGGCAGCGGACUAAGCUGGGAACGGUUGACGAGCCUGCGGAGACCACUGUGAUAGCGAUGCGAACACCGCUCACCGUAACACCGAUGCGAACACCGCUCUGCUGCUCUGCUGCUGCUGAACACCGCUCUGCUGCUGCCACACCCGAAGUCCAGCGGCCGCUGCUGGGCGCGUCACAGGACAAGUCGCGGGGCCGUGUGUGUCGCAUGUCAGAGAACGUCACGUGACACCGUGUGCACACAGUGUGACGGUGCUGGCAGCUUACGUCACUGACGUCACCAUGCCCUUUGACCGUGUGUUUUUCAUUCUUAGCACAUCAUGUGGCGUGGAUUGUGUGGCGGUGAUCACGCUUAAACCACAGAGCAGGAUGCUGUUGUGGCUGGGAUGGCUGUGGCCCAAGUAUUCGUAACAUUUUGGAGAACACACUGCUAUUAUUGUGCGAUGUUACCGCGAGUGCUACCGCAGGCUGAGCAGGGGGCCCCGCUGCUCAAGCCGGCUUUGGGAAUAGCUGGCUGAAAAUAGCCGCGCGCCGCUGUGUUGUCAGGUGGGAUAGACAGAACACGCUGGCGGCCUCCUGACCGGUCCCGUCGUGGAUGGCUGCUGGCGGCUGUUUUGCAGUUUGUUCUGGCGAGUUCACCGAUGAGUGCUGCAAUUCGUUUACAAGCUACACUGGGCAGUGUCUUGCACCCGCACAGGGUGUGAUUUGUUGUGGGCGAUGAUACGGUAAUAUGCAAGCCUA